Molecule: messenger RNA, 2529 nt
Organism: Adineta ricciae
Lineage: Eukaryota; Metazoa; Rotifera; Eurotatoria; Adinetida; Adinetidae
Source: the annotation of a GenBank genome assembly
AUGCCUGUCCGGAAACAAGACGCUUAUCGAGCAUUGGAAUUGCUCGAAGAAUAUUAUAAUCGUCUUGAUUCACCAGAAGACAAACCAUUGAAGAAUGCCAUAGAUAGAGUGAUCAAAGUUUUCAAAAGUCGACUAUUUCAAGCGUUGAUCGACAUUCAAGAAUUUUAUGAAUCAAUUUUACUCGAUGAACAACGUGAUCGGUUAGCGAAAAUGGAUGCAACAAUACAUUUAGCUGAAGAAUGGGAAAAACAACCGAUGCUUAAACGAAAUGUUCGAAAUGGUACACCGACAAUCGAAUCGCCAGCAAUCGCACCGAUCGCAACGAAUAAUCCAAUUUCUCGGCCGAUAAAUACUAAAGAAAAUAGUAAAAGACAUGCGACACCAACGCCAUUUUCUCAAAUAGCUGAUGCACAUGACGGAACGAACAAUAAUAAUCGUGUAAAUCCUCCUGCUUUAAAUUCACCUAUUGACAUCACGCAAUUUAAUUAUGAUGAUCAUUGGCAAGAAAUUGAAGUUGAUCUCGAACGAGGACCUGGGAUUGGUCUUGGGUUUUCUAUCGCUGGAGGCGUUGAUACACCUUGUAUCAGUGAUUCGCCAGCUGUUGUUAUUACACGUAUCACAGAAGGUGGUCUUGCCGAUCGUGACCAACGAUUAAAACUGCAUGAUAUUAUUCUACGUGUGAACGAUAUGGACUUUACUCAAAUCGACCAUCAAGCUGCUGUCGAUGGGCUCAAAGCUGCUGGUAACCAUGUUAAUCUCUUAAUUCGUCGCUUAUCACCGCCUGUCAUGGAAGAAAUUCAAUUGAAUAAACCGCCCAAUUCGCACUUGGGAUUUUCGAUUGCUGGUGGAAUCAGCCACGAACAUGUGAAAGGGGAUUAUGGAAUCUUUAUCACAAAUAUAAUUCCAGGCGGCAUAGCGGAUAAAAAUGGACGGCUGAAAGUCGGCGAUCGUUUGAUGCAUGUUCAAUCAAUGAAAAACGGCUACGAUCUUCAAUUUGUUGAACACAAACAUGCAGUAGAAUCUAUCCGACGUGCAUGCGAAGAAGGUGCAGCAAUAACUCUCUUAGUUGGCCAUCCAACUGAUUAUCCAGGUCUAAGCGAUACGACAAUUCAGCCAACAAAUGGACAUCGUUCACCGAUGACGAAUGAUGAUCAAGGAGAACUUCUAUCAGAACGUCGUGUGCUACUACAUCGUGGUCCAACUGGUUUCGGCUUUAACAUUGUUGGAGGUGACGGUGACGAAGGCAUUUACAUCUCAUUCAUCCAAACAGGUGGCAUCGCUGAUAGAUCGGGUGAAUUGCAAAAGGGCGAUCGUAUCCUAUCAGUGAAUAACAUCGAUUUUCGAGGUGUAACUCACGAAGAAGCAGCAGCAGUGUUGAAAAGUUGUGGAGAUACCGCCGAUCUACAUGUUGUUAAUAAAUAUGAUGACUUUAUUCGUUUCGAAAAUCGCAUUGAUGAACGCCGAAGUAAAAUGACAGGUGAAGUAGCUGGUAGUACUGGUAGUUUGAAAACAUCCACGAAAAGACAAUUUUUCGUUCGUGCUGAGUUUGACUAUGACCCAUCGAAAGAUCCAAGUAUUCCAGGCGAUCGAGGUUUAGCGUUUCAUGCAGGUGACAUUCUCUAUGUCACAAACGCAGCCGAUGAUUCCUGGUGGCAAGCUAAGCGUAUAACCGAUGGACAGGAAGAAGAAGAACUAGGUAUAAUUCCAUCAAAAUCCCGAGUCGAGAAAAAAGAACGUGCCCGACAAAAACGCGUCAAUUUCAAUCAAGGAAAUAAUAGUCGAAGCAAUACACUCGAUCGCGAUAAAAAGAAAAAGAAAAAAUUUGGUUUAUUCGGCAAAAGUGGCGAUCGAAAGGAUACUCAAUCGGGCGAUGAAUCAGAUAAUGAACAAGAUAAUCUUGAACCUGUACCAUCCUAUGAAUUAGUUACUCAACACGAAGUUAACCAUACAAGACCAGUGAUCAUCUUCGGCCCAUUCAAAGAGCUUCUCAAUGAUCAACUUCUCAACGAACGACCCGAUAAAUUUGCUAAUUGUGUACCCCAUACAAGUCGACCUAAACGUGACAAAGAAGUCGAUGGUCGUGAAUAUUAUUUUGUUCCGUCACGUGAGCAAAUGGAAAGAGAUAUUCAAAACUAUCUAUUCAUUGAAGCCGGCGAAUAUGGUGGCAAUCUUUACGGCACUAGUGUUAGUGCCGUUCGUGAAGUAGCAAAUUCCACAAAACAUUGUAUUUUGGAUGUCAGUGGUCAUGCUAUUCGACGAUUAAUAACUGCUGGUCUCUAUCCUAUUGCCAUAUUCGUUAAACCACGUGACGUGAAAUGGAUUUUCGAUAACAUGGGCGAAGAAGCGAAUGAAGAGCGUGCUCAACAAAUUUAUGAAAAAUCAAUGAAAAUUGAACAACAAUUUGGCGAUGUUCUCACAUCUAUUAUCGAAGAAGAAACAUUAGGUGAUGUGUACGAUCACAUUUGCGAAACGAUCGAUCGUGAACAAUCACUUGAUACGGUCUGGGUUCCAACGAAGGAAAAACUCUAA